This is a messenger RNA of Eimeria acervulina, 1992 nucleotides long. RefSeq names its product patatin-like phospholipase domain-containing protein, putative. The coding region runs from base 1 to 1992 and encodes 663 amino acids. NCBI's taxonomy places the organism in Eukaryota, Apicomplexa, Conoidasida, Eucoccidiorida, Eimeriidae. The record is from RefSeq and is a predicted model, not a curated record. The transcript is spliced from 3 exons.
AUGCAGGUUGUGCCUUUUUCUGCUGCUACUGUUCGUGUCUCCGCAAGACCAGGCUGCUGCAUCAGCCCUGAUCUGCAGCAGCAAGAUGCAGCAAUUUUAUCUUUCCUCAGGGCCAAGCACAGGCUACGAGUUCGAGCAGCAGCAGCAGCAGCAGCUGCUGCUGCUGCUGCUGCUGGAGCGGGGGAUGCUGCCGCUGCUGGACCGGAGGGACCACGCGAAGAAGCGCCUUGCACCUGCACAGCUGUGGCUGCUGCCGCUGCUGCAGCUGCUGCAGCUGCUGCUGCUGCUCCUUCUAGUUCCCCUUCGGCUGGUCCUCAGCAGCAGCUCAAAACAGCAGCAUCUGCUGCAAGCAGCAGCAGUAGCAGCAGCAGCAGGACAGCAGGAGCGUGGCUUUUGCUGCGGCCGUCGGCGGCAGCAGCGCGUAACCAGAGGCAGCAGCAGCAAGCGGCAGCAGCAGCAGCAGCAGCUGCUGCUGCUGCUUCCUGUCCCCGUUGCUGCCCCUUAGGUUUGGUUUGCCCUCCGCAGCAGCUAAGUUAUUAUUACUGCACACCAGGAGACGCAAGCUCUCUCUCCGGUACUGUGGCUGUUGCUGGUCGCUCCUGUCUCCCUGGCCUCUGCAGCAGCAGCAGCAGCAGCAGCAAUAGCGGCAGCAGCGGCUGCUGCUGCGGCUGCGCGAGUUUGCUGCAGCUUAAGAGCAGCACACAGGAGCUGCUGCAGAUGGCUUUGGAGCCCGCAGCACCGAAAGAGAUGGAGGAACUCUUCGACCUAGGAAGGGCCGACGCUUUCAGGUGGGUGGUUCUGGAGUACAUGCGCUGCGAGGAGACGCUGUACAAGCGGGCAGGUGCUGCUGCUGUUGCUGCUGCUGCUGCUGCUGCAGCAGGGAGCGAGCCUGCCUCUCCGCGCUCACGUGCUGCUAGCGCAGCCGAGCCAGCAGCAGCAGCCAAUGCAGCAGCAGCAGCAGCAGCAGCAACCAAAGCAGCGCCAGCAGCACCAGAGGAAUCUGCAGCAACAGCAGCAGCAGCAGACACAGUGGUGGCGACGGAAGCAGCGGCAGAGACAAUCCGCAGCAGCAAAGGCGAACGAGCCGGUGCUGCAGCAUCCCCCAGCCGAUGUGCCAGCAGCAGAACGCAACAGGAGCCGCAGCAGCAACAGCAGCAGCAGCAGCAACAGCCGGACCAUGGACACCAAGAGGAUCAGACACAGCAAGAACCAGCACACGAGCAGCAACGGGAGCAGCAGCUGCAGCAUAAGGAGCAGCAGCAGCAACAGAAGCAGCAGCAGCAGCAGCAGCAGCAGCAGCAGCAGCAGGCGCCACAUGGGGUGUAUAUGGAGCAGUUUCUAAGGCGUGUCGACCUCGGUGUGGAGUUCUGCCACAUCUAUAGUCAUGCGCAUCACUGGCAGCAGCAGCAGCAGCAGCAGCAGCAGCAGCAGCAGCAGCAGCAGCAGGAAUGUAAGCAGAAGCACCAGGAGCCACUGGCGCAGCAGCAGCAGCAGCAGGAGGAGCAACAGCAGCGGCAGGAGGAACGCGAGCAGAUGCACCAGGUGGCACAGGCGCAGCAGCAGCAGCAGCAGCAGCAGCAGCAACAGCAGCAGGAAAGCCAAGAGCUACAGCAGCGGGCUCCAGACGAACCCCAGCAGCAGCUGCAGCAGCAGCACCUGCAGCAGCAGCUGCAGCAACACGCAGUGCCGGAGUCAGGUCGACAGCAGCACAGGGAGGGACAGCAGCAGCAACAGCAGCACCAGAUUGAGCAGCAGCGAGUAGGGCAUCAUGAAGGGAACCGUAUACAGCAGCAGCAGCAGCAGGAUAGCCAACAGUUACAGCAUCAGCAGCAGCAGCAGCAUCAGCAUGAGCAGCAGCAGCAUCAGCAGCAGCAGCAGCAUGAGCAGCAGCAGCAAAAGAGAGACGGCGACAGUGAGGAGGUUAUUUCUGGUGGGGCUGCUCGAAAGGCUGUUUGCGUUGAGGCUCUGCCUGGCUUUGCAUCUAUGAGCUGA